Molecule: messenger RNA, 930 nt
Organism: Rotaria sp. Silwood2
Lineage: Eukaryota; Metazoa; Rotifera; Eurotatoria; Philodinida; Philodinidae
Source: the annotation of a GenBank genome assembly
AUGGCCGCAUCUGCUAACGUAAAUUAUCGCUUGUUGGCAAGCGUGCGUGAUGAACCAAAACAAAUGUUACAGCCAGUUUCUGGUUAUGAAGACGAGUCGCUAUUAUCGCUGGAAGAGGCCUGCAAGCCUCUGGAAAAAAUACUCGACAAAGAAUUUAAACAAAAUAUGGUAAUUGCAAAAAUGAAUUCGGAAGAACCUGAGAAUGGACUCACUCAAGAUGAAUCCGCCUCAAUUCAUCUAUAUACGAUGGAAUGGAAAAAAAGGGAAAAUAGUCUUUAUGCAAUACUCAAUCGAACUCUUCGGAUGGCAGAUCGAUCAAAACUUCAGCCAUGGUUCAGAUAUUUGAAGCUGUUUCUGACAGCUUUUUUCAAACUACCGCCAAGCGAGCAUCAUAUUAUUUGGCGAGGAGUUCCAGAAGAUCUCAGUGCCCUGUAUCCAAAGGGAAAAAAAUUUGCUUGGUGGGCAGUGAGUUCUUGUACAGCUGCAAUCAGUGUUCUCGAAUCUCCAUUAUAUUUGGGAACAUCAGGAGAACGAACGAUGUUUUCCAUUCAAACCACAAGUGGAAAGUGCAUCAAAGCACACUCAUAUUUUCAACAGGAAGAUGAAAUUCUUCUUGCUCCUGGUCGCUAUUUUGAAGUCAUCGAUAAAUUAAGCUCGGCUGAUGGUCUACAUAUUAUCCAUAUUCGUGAAAUUGCACCACCAUAUCAAAUGCUCGCCGAUCCAUUUGAUCUUAGUCAAUUAGAAAAAAUGUUGCCACAAUCAAAAUCCGCCUCAAAGUCGGAAAAAAGCCAGAAAAUUAAUGAAACACCAAGUGCUGUACCAAAACCAUCAUUGCCAAGUACCGUACCAAAACCGCCAAAACAUAUUGUCGUACCAAAGCCACCAACAUCAACAGCUUCAAAGACCGGCAAGUUUAAACUUCUUAAAUAG